CUUUGCUACACUGAUCGUUAAUGCAGGAAGUAAUUGUUUUUAUGUGAUAACAAUACAUGUAAUUAACAGAUUUGACAAUUAAUUAGUUACUGUAUGACUGAUCUAUGGAAAGUGAAACCAGAUAUGCAAUCGGAAAUGAAGAAGAGUCUGAAGAUGAAGAGCUGCUUAUUGCCAUAUCUGAAUUUCACCCUCAUUCAGAUAAUCAGCAUCAGCUUGCCCUAAACAAAGGCCAAGCAGUGAGAGUUCUAAAGAAGUCCAAUGAGAACUGGUGGUGGGCUAAUGUUGAUGGGCGUGAGGGCUAUGUUCCUGUCAGCUAUCUCAACAAGGGGAAACAAGUACAGUGGCAAGAUGAGGAAUACUUUGGGAAUUAUGGAAAUCUGAAGCUUCACCAGGAGAUGUUAGCUGAUAAGCAAAGAACAGAGGCCUACCUAAAUGCCAUUGUUAACAAUGCUGAGUGUCUCCAACACAAGGUGAUUUUGGAUGUGGGAUGUGGUACAGGAAUACUCAGUAUGCUGUGUGCUAAACAUGCUCAACCCAAGAAGGUGUACGCAGUGGAAGCAAGUGACAUGGCAUUGCAUACCCAGCAACUUGUGGAGAAAAACAACUUAACCAUGACGGUAAAAGUCCUGCAUGCAUUUGCUGAGGAUGCAGAACUUGACGAACCAGUGGAUCUUAUUGUUUCAGAGUGGAUGGGGACAUUUCUCCUUUUUGAAAUGAUGAUAGAGGCAGUGAUCACAAUGAGGGACAGAUAUCUAAAGCCGGGUGGUACAAUAUGGCCCUCCACUGCAAACUUGAUCCUUGUGCCUUGCUGUGCUAACGACCAGUAUAAGAUGAAUAUGGAGUUCUGGGAUAGCCAAUAUGGCUUAGAUUUUUCAUACCUCAGAGGGCUGGCUAAAGAUGAUCUCAUCCAGAAACCAAAGCAUGACUAUGUCUUACCCAGAGAUGACUGUCUCGCACUAGAACAAGAAAUUUUAAAGCUGAACAUAAGAACCGUUGCUAUCGAAGACCUAGAAGAACAGACUUGUAAAUUUGAAUUUACUGUUCAGAAGGAUGAGACUAUGCAUGGAUUUUGUGCUUGGUUUGAAGUAGAGUUCCAUCCCCUGAGUAAGGACGCUGACAUGGUUUCACUCAACACUGGACCGGAUCAUGCGUUAACGCAUUGGAAACAAGACCUAUUUCUACUUGAUGAGCCAAUACUGGUAAACUGUGGUGAUGUCAUAUCUGGGCAUGUGACCAUCUCUCGAAACCCGAAAUUCCGUCGACACCUUCGGGCAUCAUAUGAUUUCUCGUUGACAUCGCCAGAUAAUGAAACACAGAACGAUGCCAAACAUAUACAAAAGAUGUUCUACAUAUGGAGAUAGCAAAUACAGUAAAGAAGUGUGAAACCUGUUUUUGAGCCACUUUUACCCUGGAUUUACCUUUACAAUCAUGUAACACUUGUGCAAUAAAGCUAUAUAUUUAUUUGGUUGAAACAGUACUUUUUAGUUUUAUUUGAUUUUCGAAGAUAUAAAAGUUGAGUUAUUGUCAUACUCUUGUUGUUGUUGCCUCGCUGUAGUGCAAAACAUUAACCUUGGCUAUAACUAAGAAACAGUUUGAGGUAUUUAAAUGAAAUGUGGUAGACAUGUUACUAGAGACAAUACCCACAUGUACAGCAAGGCCCUUAACUCUGGCUUAAAUACUUAUUAAAUUAUGUCCUAAUCAGACUGAAAACCUAGACAAGCAUUGGUGCUCGCUCAGCGGCAUUCUUUUUAAAAUAAAAACUAUCCAUUAGAAUAAGUGUUAAGCCCAAUCAAACAAAUGUUAAAUACAAUUGAAGAACUUUAUAAAAAAGACAAAAACAAAAUCCAAAAAUGUGAAUAGAUCCCACAGAGUUAAGUGGCAAGCAUAAAGAUGUGCAAUGUCUUGCUUACUGGGGAAUGUCAAUUUGAAGCUGCUUUUGAAUAUAUUGUAAUGUGGUUUAACCUGCUAAAUGUCUCUCAUUGAUCGAUUCUUAAAUGUUUUGAUUGGUGCUAUCAUAUUAUAUGCGAAUGCUAUUAUGUAGGUACAUGUAUAUUGCUUAUUGAGAGACUGACUCAUAGAUUUAAUACAGUUCUAAAUGGUUUCGGAGAAAAAAAAAUAUUGAAUUUUUUUUUUAAGUUGAAAUACUAGACGUAGAGAUUGUAAUUAUUGAAUAUUUUUAAUGAUACCAGUCAUAUUUUUUUUUGGAAAAACUGCCUUCACAAUACUAUUUUACCAUUUUGUUUGCCUUUUCAUUAAGACGGUUUUGACCCUCUAAGCUCUAGAAAUUGUUAUUAUUUAGGUCAGUUUAAGUAACAAUCCUGUUUACUCAUCGAUAAUAUUAUUUUAUUUUAAUCACAGUUCAUUAUACACAUGGCUGUCAAACUAGAGCUAUUUUGGAAUGUUUGUCAUGUUCUGGUGACAAAUCUUGUUUUAAACUUUGAAACGUAUUCAGCAGUAAGCAACUACUUAAAUACACAUAAAUAAGUGUUAACAGUUCCAUCAGUGUAGAUGAUUGACAGUACAGUUGUCAUUUGUGUCCCUUUGGAGUAUUUUAAUGUCCCGUAGCAUGUAAUCUUUAAAUUGUUUUACUGGUGUGUUUUACACAACAUAAGUAGGGUUAUUUUACUAUUUAUUGGACUAUUCGAUGUUUAUGUUUUAUGCAAGCACAUUUAAAAAAUUAUUUUAGUAAUGUUUAUUUUGAUGUUAAUACUGUUAACACCAUGUUUUGCUAAAACACAGCAGCUUUAUUCAAGAGUUAGAAGGCAAUACAAUCCCAGAUCUUUAAGCAAUCCGUAAUACUUGUAUACACUGUAUUUAAUUUUCAAUAAAAGAUAAAUAGUU
Mya arenaria is the source of this 2841-nucleotide messenger RNA. Its product is annotated as protein arginine N-methyltransferase 2-like. Gene Ontology annotation, biological process: peptidyl-arginine methylation. Gene Ontology annotation, cellular component: nucleus. Gene Ontology annotation, molecular function: protein binding; protein-arginine N-methyltransferase activity. The transcript has 10 exons. The record is from RefSeq and is a predicted model, not a curated record. Lineage: Eukaryota; Metazoa; Mollusca; Bivalvia; Myida; Myidae. The coding region runs from base 105 to 1361 and encodes 418 amino acids.